ACAUUACACUGAUGAAUAACCUACCGACUCCUCUCCUGCUCUCUCUAUAAAACAGCUUUUCCUACUUACUCUAAAGACUGCAGGUCAGGAUGUUAUCCGGUCUGUCUCGCUGUGCCUCCAAAGCGGCCCUGCAGCUGGUCAAAGGUGUCGGUCGCCCCUCAAAGCCAGUUACAGUUCCUCGCUUUGGGCAUCAGACACUGGCCGUGGAGCCUCUACCUACUGUCCGAGGAAAUACAGUGGUCAGACAGGCUUGUGCACUGGACCAUGAAAGGUUGCUACAGGUGAAGUGGGAUGAUGGGACCUGUAGUUUCUAUCCGUUUACCUGGCUUAGGGAUAACUGCCAGUGCCCUCUGUGCACCCUUCAGUCAGCACAAGCACGGAGUCUGCUGCUCACUGACCUAGAUGUGAACACUGGAAUGGAUCAAGUGAAGAUCACUGAGAAUAACAAGGUCUUUAUCACAUGGCCAGACCAACACAGCAGUGAGUUUGAACCCGACUGGCUGAAGAAGAGGUGUUUUUCACCUGAAGCAAGACAAGCAAAGCAAGAAGAGCUGUUCCUUAAAGAACGUGAGUUCUGGGACUCCGGGCUGAGAAUCCCCGUGGCAGAUUUUGAAGAGGUCCUGCAUGACGACAAAGCCGCUCUGGCUUGGCUUACCGCUCUGCGCCGUUUCGGCAUCGUGUACCUAAAAGGGGCACCGGUAGAGAAGGGUCAGGUGGCCAGGCUUAGUCAGAGAAUCGGCUACCUCCGACUCACCUUCUACGGGCACACAUGGCAAGUGCAGGAUAAACCCAUGGCCAAUAACGUAGCCUACACGUCUGGCAAGCUGAGCCUGCACACUGAUUAUCCUGCUCUGCAUCACCCGCCCGGAGUGCAGUUCUUACACUGUCUGAAGCAGGCGCAGCACGGUGGUGAGAGCGAGGUGGUGGACGGUUUCCACAUGGCCGAAGUACUUAGGAAGGAGGAUCCUGACGCCUUUAACACCCUCUCAUCACUCUACAUCGAUUACACAGACACUGGGUCCGAUUACUGUGACUUCAGCGUGCAGUCCAAGCACCGAAUUAUAGAUGUGGACCAUGAGGGUCGAGUGGUGAGGAUAAAUUGUAACAACGCUACUAGAGACUCGGUUCUGGACUUGCCACUGGAACAGGUGCAGCCGUUUUACUCCUCGCUGAGGAGCUUUGUGGAGCUGAUGGGUCAGCCGGAGAAUGUGGUCACCUACAGGAUGGAGCCUGGUGAUAUGGUGACCUUUGAUAACUGGCGCUUACUGCAUGGCCGGAGGAGCUAUGCAUCCCCGGACGGGAGCCUGAGACACCUGGAGGGAGCGUACCUGGACUGGGAUGAGGUUAUGUCCCGUCUGCGUAUCCUUCGCAAGGCUGUCCAAAGAGACGUCUAACGUUCCUCUACCUCUUCUGAAACAUAAGUACAGGGUCAAAGCUGAACUCUUGCACACUAGUUUUUCAUUAUGACAGUUUAAUAACUACUGGUUUGAGAACUCGCUCACUUAUGAAGUAGGUUUAUUUUAAGAUCUGUGUAUGAUUUCUACACACUACAAAAUGAAAUAUGAUAUGAAAGAAUCAGCAAAAUGUUUUACUUUUUUUAAUGGGUCAGUUAUUAACACACUGGGCUGAUUUAUACUUCUGCAUACGUAGCCAUGAUCUGCAAAGGCUGGCACAGUACAAAAGUGUGCAAUAUCUGCACAUUACAGUUAGAACAGAGUAUAAAUCAGUCCUAACUUUGCUCCUUAACUUAAACCCUAAAAUUAAAUGUUGCAAUGUUUUUUGUACCUAUACAACUGUGAUAUUCGCCAAAGUCUAGCUCAUUUUAAAACGGUUUGGUUUAUUUAUGAAUCAUGUGCCAGUUAAGUGCCAACCUGUUUGAUAGUACUGUUUUGGUCACAGUGCAUUAGACGUACUUUGUAAAUAUUCUGUCUAAAUGAUGUCAAUGACCUUAAAUUUCUUGGAAUGAAGCUUGCAAAGCCAGCUAAUUAUCAUGCAUACAUUUUAAAUUAAGCUGAUAAAUGCCUUUAAUUACACUGUUUUCAUUGUUUGUCUUACUUGUUAACAUUAGAUACAUUUUAGAAAAUGCAAAGCAAUGCAAAUGUAUGGUCUUACAUACGUUUUUACAUAUCAUUUUUAAGGUGUGUACGUAGCUAUGAACCUUGUUUACCUUUAGCAUGAUCAAUGCAUACCUUUUAAUGUUCAGAACUUGAGGUCUGAAGUGCAUGUUCAUUUAAACAGGUUCUGCAGUCAGACAAGGGAAAAACAAAGUGUUUUUUUCUGUCUUCACACAUUAACAUGACUAUUAAUUAUGUGAAUAACAGUGCUGCUAGCAUAAUGUACAUUUAUCUUUUUGAAAUAAAUUAGACUUAAAUGAC
Molecule: messenger RNA, 2375 nt
Organism: Trichomycterus rosablanca
Lineage: Eukaryota; Metazoa; Chordata; Actinopteri; Siluriformes; Trichomycteridae
Gene: bbox1
Product: butyrobetaine (gamma), 2-oxoglutarate dioxygenase (gamma-butyrobetaine hydroxylase) 1
Exons: 8
Coding region: 90-1394 (434 amino acids)
Biological process (GO): carnitine biosynthetic process
Cellular component (GO): mitochondrion
Molecular function (GO): gamma-butyrobetaine dioxygenase activity; iron ion binding
Source: RefSeq, a predicted model, not a curated record